AUGCACCGCGGCGGCGGUGUCGCCGGAAGCGGUGCUGGUGGAGCCGCUGGUAUCGCCGGUGGAUCGGCCGGAAGUGGCGCGUUACCCUCGACGAGCCACCGCGGCCUCGAACUGGAACAUCCGUCGGCGAUGCCCGGUGCACCGGGGUUCCAUUGGGGGGCGGUGCUCGCCGGCCACCACGCGGCCGCCGCGGCGAGCAUGAUGCAGCCACCCCUGUCCGCGGCCGGUGAGUACACCCCCGCACCGGCACACCAUGGGCCCGCACACCCCGCUAUGCCCAUGGACCUUCACGUUCAUCAGGGAUUCCCUUACUACAGGUAUCGAGAUGACGCUCUCUGUUGGACAGACAGGAAACCGUCCAUGGACGACGUUGGAAAUCCUACCUCUGUCAACGCACGAUUUGACGAGAGACACUACGCUUUCGAAAGCAUCCUCGAGCUACGCAAGGAGAAGAGCAGAGACGCUGCCAGGUGUCGAAGGGGAAAGGAGAACUACGAGUUCUACGAGAUAGCGAAAAUGCUGCCAUUACCGGCGGCUAUUACCUCCCAGUUGGACAAAGCCUCUAUAAUAAGGCUAACCAUCUCGUACCUCAAACUUCGGGAGUUCUCGGGUCACGGAGACCCGCCAUGGAAUCGGGAUGGGCCACCGCCAAAUAAAUCUGGCAAAGGUGCGAAUCGAGUGAGGUCAUCAGCAUCCGUCGCGUUGGACCACUUCGAUGUACAUCAGGGCACCCAUAUACUUCAGUCGCUGGACGGGUUCGCGAUGGCGGUCGCCGCUGAUGGACGGUUCCUGUACAUAUCCGAGACCGUCUCAAUUUACCUUGGACUCUCACAGGUAGAAAUGACGGGGUCAAGCGUUUUCGAUUACGUUCAUCAGCAAGACCACGUGGAAGUCGCGGAACAAUUAGGCCUUGGGCUGACUUCGAGCAGCUCUUCCGGUCCACACUCGUCCAGCUCUGGAUUAGCGUCGCCUAGUAGCGCUGCGUCCGAAGAACACGGUUCAACUUCUACAGCGAAUCCCGACGUGUCCUCGGUGAUGUCGUUAACAUCAAAUAGUUUAUACAAAGGAUACGACCGAGCGUUCUGCGUCCGGAUGAAAUCCACCUUAACGAAAAGGGGAUGCCAUUUUAAAUCUUCUGGUUAUAGGGUCGUGUUGUUACUGUGCCGUUUGAGACCGCAGUAUACGUUUAGCCAUACAAGAAAGUCCGCGCCACCGUUGAUAGGCAUGGUUGGCUUGGCGAUCGCACUUCCUCCGCCGAGUGUGCACGAAAUUCGCCUCGAAUCCGACAUGUUCGUCACACGAAUCAACUUCGACUUUCGGAUAGCACAUUGUGAACCAAGGGUGUCCGAAUUGUUAGAUUAUACAGCCGACGAAUUAACGGGGAAGAAUCUUUACACGUUGUGCCAUGGUGAAGACGCGAAUCGUCUUCGAAAGUCUCACAUCGAUCUGAUUCACAAAGGACAGGUAUUGACGCAUUAUUAUAGGCUGAUGAACAAAAGCGGAGGAUACACGUGGCUGCAAACGUGUGCCACCGUGGUGUGCAAUUCGAAAAACGCCGAGGAGCAGAAUAUCAUCUGUGUGAAUUAUGUCAUAAGUGGUCGAGAGUACGAAAAUUUAAUCAUGGACUGCUGUCAACUGGAAGAGGGUGUUAUGGGUGUGAAACGCGAGGACGCUGCUGGAAAUGAUCCAGAAAAUGGUUCCCCUGAUGCUGACAGAGGAGAGGGAAGAAAUCACGGCGGACCGUCGAAUCAACACCAAGAGCAUCCUCACAGGUCACCGCCUGAAGAUCGCGAAGAUACUCGUGGCUCGGAGAACGAGAAACGAGGGAGUAGACACCACGACAACAUAGCACAGCUUCAGCAAGAACCGCAGACGACGGUAGGGAACAUAAGCACGCUGGUAGUGAAAUUACGCGGUCACAAACGGAAGCUGCACGAGGACGAUAGCAGCUCGAACGAGGAGGAGGACGAGGAGGACGACUCAACGGUGAAAGUCACGAAUAACGAGAGAAGCCACGCUCUAAGUCCAGCUCCAUCAAACCAUUCCAUUUCAGGAGGUGAGCAAGUACUGUGCUCGACCAGUCCGAAAUCGCGGCGUGUCGAAGAUCGAACGAGCAACGCCGACAGUACCGGCACCUCCGUGAAAGAUCUAGAACAGGCUAUGUCCAAGCAUCUGCCAGGGCAGAAUCUCAAUAAAUCGCAUUCACCUACGCUUCAUCAGCCCACGGAUUUCAGCACGGACGCGUUGCUCAAACAGCAACAACAGAGGAGUACGAUACAGUGGAUCGGAGCACAUCAUCAUCUUGGACAUCUUAGUCCACAACAGUCGACCACUGCUCCGUUGCCAGCGUCUGCUCUCUUGAGACAAUUGUACGCCAACAGGGAGAGCGUGAUACGCGCGAACGUUCACGGAAUCACGUCCAGUGGUAGCACGAGAACUUCCUCUUCCGGCGGAACCUAUUACGCGGGUGACACCACACCAAGUGGUCCUUUACCUACUCCACCUGGCUCUGAAGGAUCGAGCACAUACGGUGAACACCAGUUUGUAUUAGCCACGCACAAUCAGAAAGGUUCCUCUGGUACCAGCUGUGCAGAAGCGUUCACCAGUCUGGUCUCCUCUUAUUCCACCGCUACUGGUUACACGGUAGACUACCAUUCAGCGAUGACCCCACCGUCGUCCGUCUCGCCGAGGGAUAAACAGCAACAACAGCAACAACAACAGCUACACCCUGUGAACGUGAUCAGCAGCUACGAGGGCUCUUCCGCAUAUACCGAUCCCGUGUUACGUCACCAGUACGAGCCGGCGCAACCGUUACCUUUAAAGCCACAAGUGUACUCAGCCGCGGUUCACCCGAGCGCGUUGGACGCUGCAGCGGCGUAUGCCUCGGCCGGGCUAAGCGAGCAAGCACAAUUUUACCAUCACCCGGCCGCAGGUGCAGGUUUCCACAUUUACCAUCCGACGAAUAAGUCGGCGACGAACGGUUGGUACAGUUCGACGUCCUAGUGGCGUGCGCCGGCACGCGAGAGACGUGUACUUAAGUAAACGAAGUUCUGAGCCCAAAGUCCCCCCAUCAUGCAUAUCAGUGAUAUCUCUCGUAUUCACCUCGACGUCU
Molecule: messenger RNA, 3112 nt
Organism: Habropoda laboriosa
Lineage: Eukaryota; Metazoa; Arthropoda; Insecta; Hymenoptera; Apidae
Product: protein trachealess
Exons: 14
Coding region: 1-3003 (1000 amino acids)
Biological process (GO): regulation of transcription by RNA polymerase II
Molecular function (GO): DNA-binding transcription factor activity, RNA polymerase II-specific; protein dimerization activity; RNA polymerase II transcription regulatory region sequence-specific DNA binding
Source: RefSeq, a predicted model, not a curated record